Oikopleura dioica is the source of this 519-nucleotide messenger RNA. Lineage: Eukaryota; Metazoa; Chordata; Appendicularia; Copelata; Oikopleuridae. The record is from the annotation of a GenBank genome assembly.
AUGAUGCUUUUGCUUGCCGAUCCGAGCUCGAACAACAACGCUCUUUCGUUCAUAUUCAUCAUUUUGAACGGACUUCAAGGCGUUUUCAUCUUCAUCUUCUACGUCCUACUCCGCGAGGAUGUCCUGAAAACCAUGGGAUUCGCCAUCAAACCCAGAAAAGAGAAACCAACCAUCACCCAAAAGCGCUCUGGUCUAACAGAUUCGUCAAUCUUGGACCAAACGCCAUCGACAGAAAUUCCAGAGGAGAAGUUUUUCCAGGCGAUCUCGCAAAAAUCAUCAUCGAACAUUUCAACGAAGCCAAUUGGCAACAGCCCGAAGUUGUUGAGGAACAGACACGUGUUCUGGAAGAGUCCUACGAUUCGACCAGAUACUGCAGAUGGCCCUCGCGGAAAGUCAGAAAGGCAACCUCCAGAAGCUGGCCAAAAUUUGAUGACAGAAAAACGAACCGUCAAAACAACGACCUCGCUUCCCACUUUUGGAUCCUCAAAAGACCCUGCUAUCGAAGAUUUCCGUCGAUGA